Messenger RNA from Microcebus murinus (gray mouse lemur), 2716 nucleotides. NCBI's taxonomy places the organism in Eukaryota, Metazoa, Chordata, Mammalia, Primates, Cheirogaleidae. The record is from RefSeq and is a predicted model, not a curated record.
AUGUCUCCCCCCGUGGGCGGUGGGUGUCGCCAGCGGUCCCUGAGCAGCGCAGGCCCUGCGGGGACCCUCCCGACCCCGCUCGGGCCGGCGUGUGCGCUGGUGAGCCCGGAGACGCCAGCAGGGCACAGCGGGAAGGUCGCCCGCCAGGGGCAGGAGGGGUGGGGUUGCUGCUAUCGGACCUCCCGGGUCCUCAGCACCGAGACUGGUUUUUCUGGGGAGACGGACGCGGAACAGCAGCUGGUUCAUGUCGCUCCCUGGAUGCCGCAGCGUACAGAGGAGCUGCCUCGCUCAGUGAACCAGUUCCCCCAAGACGGGGGACUCCGGCCCACAGCCACUGUCCCGAGGGAACGUCUGGACUUUUGGCUCCACAGGAAGCCGGGCACCAAGAUCUUACGUGAAAUCUCCCGACACUCGGUCCCGUUGGCAGCCAUGGACACAUCUGGGGGCGACUGGGGGUGGGAGCUGCUCAGCGGGGACCCCAGGGAGGGGCCUCUCCGGCAGGACCCGUGUUCCCUAGAGGGACCACCCUCUGGGGUGCCGGGGGUUCCCUGCACGCUGCGCUCUGUGGCAGGAGGCGCUGUGGGCUUGGGGGCCAGAGGGGGCCAGCCCAGGUGGGCCUCCCUGCCCUGCACGGGUCCCCGACACCCCUUCCUUCCCCGAGGCCGGGCUCUCGGCUCGGGUUGUCGGGGAGGGAUCGCGGGUGCGCGCAGGGAGGGCGGCGAAGCCCCCGAGGCGCCCCAUCCUCCGCGUGCCCUCUGCCCUGCGCCCCCUCUCGCCCCCGCAGUGGCGCUGCCCCCCGAGAAGGCCGAGGGCCCCGGACAGCUCUUCGGCGCGGAGGACGGAGAGCGGGCGGCCGGCUGCGAGGGCCCGCGGGCACCGGGUGGGACGCGCCUGCACAUCGACGCCCUGCAGUGCGACGUCUGGGUGCAGGAGGGCGACCGCCAGGAGUGGACGUUCACGCUCUACGACUUUGACCACAGCGGGAAGGUCACCAGAGAGGAUGUGUCCAGCCUGGUGCACACCAUCUACGAGGUGGUCGACGCCUCCUUCAACCAUUCCUCGGGCAGCAGCAAGACCCUUCGCGUGAAGUUGAGCGUCGGCCCCGAGCCCUCCGGCAAGAAGAAGGAGGGUCCCCCCGCCGGCCAGGACCGGGAGCCCCCUCGCUGCAGGGCAGAGGCUGAGCCCACGGAGGACGCCCGGGUGGCCGACAGGAGGCUGUGUGCCCACAUCAGGAGGCCGAGCGCCGACCCCCAGCCCUGCACAGCGCGGGGGCCCUACCGCGUGGACGAGAACACGGAGCGCAGGAACCACUACCUGGACCUUGCUGGGAUCGAGAACUACACGUCCAGGUUCGGCCCCGGGUCCCCUCCGGCUCCGGCCAGGCAGGAGCACCACGCCAAGGCCGCGCCCCUGCAGAGCAGGUCCCGCUCCCAGGAGUCGGACGCCCACGUCCUGCAGCCCCGCAGGUCCCAGGUGCUGGCCGACCAUGUCACACUGGCCAACCACGCCUCGCUGGCCACGGAGCCUGCUGCCCGGGCCCUGGACACGCAGCCCCGGCUGAAGGGGCAGGAGAAGCCGCUGCUCAAGUCCCCCAAGGGCGCGGGGAGGCCUCCCGGCAGCAGCAAGCCCGGGAGAGGCUUCGGCCACCACCUGCCCGCCCAGGCCCCGCCGGACACCCACCACCCCCCGCAGGCCCCACCCCUGCCCUACGGCCACAAGCGGUACCGGCAGAAGGGCCGGGAGGGGCACUCGCCGCUCAAGGCCGCGCACGGCCAGCCGGCCGCGCUGGAGCACGAGGUGGUGCGGGACCUGCCGCCCGUGCUGGCGGGCGAGGGCCACGUGCUGCCCGUGGUCCAGCGGCACGAGCACCACCACCACCACGAGCACCACCACCACCACCACCACCACCUGCUCCCCCACCCCUGCUAGCUGCCGCCGGGGCUCGGCCUCCCCCCGGCACCCCCAGCAUCUGCUCGACGGCAGGCGUGGGUGGGGAGGUGGCGCCGGAGGGACACCUGGACGUUGCUCCCUCUCCUGGGUCGCUGUGUCCACGAUUACACAGCUGCUCCGUGUGACCGGCGAACACCGCACAUGCAAGAAAACAGGUGACUCCAAAGCGAGGCCGCAGAUCGCUGGAGGGGCUCUCUGCUCCGACUCUCCACGAGUUUCUCUCGAAGUGCUUCAGCUCUGGGUGCGUCGGCCCUCCGGGUGCAGGGCGUUGUGGGGCCAGCAGCGGGUGGAAUAUGUCACUCGCUCACCGUGAAGUCACAGCGUGGGCAGUGGCUCCUCCCCGGCGCGCAGGGUCUUCGGCUGGACGGGGCCACGCGGGACUCACAGCGGGAGCCGGUGGCCGAGGGAACUGCCCAGAAAUGCCCGAGACGAGGCUGGGAAGGGCUGGGCCGGCGCUGGCGGGCAGCGGGGGGCAGACCGUGGUGUUGCGGGUGGCGGUGUGGUGAGUGGGAGGCGGGGCGUGGACUCAGGCAGGAGCCAGGUCCAGACAUCUCACCGUGGGGGGGCCAAGCCGAGCUCCUCCAAAGUGGAGCCGAUGCUGCCCCAUCCCUGAGCCGAGCAGGUGGGGCGACCUGGCCACCGCGAACGUGCAGGGACUUGGCGCUGCCGCCUGGCUCUGUUUUUACGUGGAUCGGAUUCAUGGUCACCCGGUAAUGGAGAUGUUUUUCCAGGCAUGAUAAAAACAUGUGCGUUUUGCAAUACAUCA